AUGGGAGCAAAGCUGCGCCGCUUGUGCACACGGAAGUCGGCCUCACGGAAGCUUGAGGUGCCGGAUGACAUCCAUCGCCGUUGGCAGUCCAGGGGGCAGGAGAGGCAGGAACUUUUGGACAUCUACAUCAACUGCGGUGGUGACAAGUCCAAAUUCAUCAAGACCGUGACGCACAAGUUCAAGAAAUCUCGGAAGGGCACCAUCAAGGUGAACUCUGGGUUCUAUAGCGAGGAGCAAAUGAAGCAAAAGCUGAGCUAUGGCCCGUUGGCAUCUUAG
This is a messenger RNA of Effrenium voratum, 276 nucleotides long. The record is from the annotation of a GenBank genome assembly. Lineage: Eukaryota; Dinophyceae; Suessiales; Symbiodiniaceae.